CCUGUGGGAUGAACUCUGUCCCACGCCACGUUGGAAAGAUGCAUCCACAAAAAAUGGCAUAUAAAGCAGUCCAGAUGCAGCUUUUGGAUCUAUCGAACACUGGACAUAAGCGCUCAUCAACAUGUCAGUUUACGUCAUCACUGGAGCAUCGAAAGGACUUGGGUUCGAAUUCCUCAAGCAAGUUUCUGUUGAUCCACAGAAUACAGUUAUUGGAUUAGUUCGUGACAAGGCUGCAACCGAGGAGAAAGUCGCGAAAGAGUUGGACGGUCGUCAGAACGUUCACAUCCUUCAUGGAGAUCUGUCAAGUUAUGCCAGCUUGAAAGCUGCUGCGAUGGAGACUACGAAGCUUCUCGGUGAUCGUGGUGUCGAUUAUCUCAUUUCCAACGGGGCGUAUGUACCAUCUUUUGACGCAUUUGAUGACGUUGGCGCGCUUGGUGACAAGAUCGAAGAGCUUGAGCAGGUUUUGGCAGAACUGAAUCAGACCAACAUCCUUGGUAGUAUGCAUCUCUUCAAUCUCUUUCUCCCUCUGGUGCAGAAGGGAAGGGUCAAGAAGGUCAUCUCCCUCUCCAGUGGCGUUGCGGACCUUGACCUCAUCAACGAUCUUGAGGUUGGGAACAGCGCGUUAUAUGCAGCGUUCAAAGCAGCUUUGAACGUCAUAGUUGCCAAGUACAACGCGCAGUACAAGAAAGAUGGUGUGCUCUUCGUAAGCAUCAGUCCUGGUGUUGUGGAUGUUGGCAAGUUUGAUCAACUGACACCAGCACAACUGCAAGGCCUUGGAGACUUUAUGGGCAAGAUUGUGGCAUACGCUCCUCAUUUCAAGGGACCGGCUACCGUAGAGGAUGCGGCCAGGGAGAACAUCGCGCUCUGGGAGAAGGUCAGCAUUGACAGUGGGUAUGGUGGUGCCUUUGUCUCGCACCUUGGAAACAAGCAAUGGAUAUAGGCCUAGCUUUAACAUCUGCGAUCAAAUGCCAGCGAUUACCGCCGUGUUUAGUGCGAGUAUUAAAUUGACUCCAAUGCGACCUCGGGAGGCUCUGGACAUCAUCCUUCCCCCGGACUUACACGCAGACAUCCAUUUGGAAUAGAGCUAAUAUGUUACUAUCUGUCUUGCAGAGCUUGG
This is a messenger RNA of Boeremia exigua, 1117 nucleotides long. Its product is annotated as putative short chain dehydrogenase. Gene Ontology annotation, molecular function: oxidoreductase activity, acting on the CH-OH group of donors, NAD or NADP as acceptor. The transcript has 4 exons. The coding region runs from base 122 to 940 and encodes 272 amino acids. The record is from RefSeq and is a predicted model, not a curated record. NCBI's taxonomy places the organism in Eukaryota, Fungi, Ascomycota, Dothideomycetes, Pleosporales, Didymellaceae.